Messenger RNA from Andrographis paniculata, 1532 nucleotides. RefSeq names its product proline iminopeptidase. Gene Ontology annotation, molecular function: aminopeptidase activity. NCBI's taxonomy places the organism in Eukaryota, Viridiplantae, Streptophyta, Magnoliopsida, Lamiales, Acanthaceae. The transcript has 11 exons. Gene Ontology annotation, biological process: proteolysis. Bases 131 to 1345 code for a protein of 404 amino acids. The record is from RefSeq and is a predicted model, not a curated record. Gene Ontology annotation, cellular component: cytoplasm.
CUAGCUGUAGUGUAACAACCGAAGCCGAAUGAUGUAAGCGAUGUCUUGUCCGAAAAAGGGUUCUUGAAAUUAGAGGGCUUCCACGAUGUUGAUUUUAAUUUGAAAUUGAUAUCAUUUGAUAAAAACCCAAAUGAGUCUGAGUGCUGUGGGUAUUUCAUCUCCAAAGACCCGUUUUUUCCCACCGUCAGUCGAUUACGCUUCUUCCUUGAGAUAUCUUCAAUCUCUCCGUCCGAAUAUCGCCUGGGAACCCCAGUGUCGUGUUGUUGCAGGGAGAAGAGAGUUGGUUCAGUGCAGUAGAAAUCUCCGGCUUGAUUGUGUUUAUAGUGAUCAACAAGUAAGCCUAGAAACUAUGGACAUGAUGGGGUCAUCUCCUGAAGUAAACAGGAAAGUUUUCCAGGAUAUAGAGCCAUAUGACAUUGGUAAUCUAAAGGUUUCGGAUAUCCACACGAUAUAUUAUGAGCAGUCUGGAAAUCCAGAUGGACAUCCUGUGGUUUUUCUCCAUGGAGGCCCCGGAGGUGGAACUUCACCAACUAACCGGAAAUUCUUUGAUCCUAGUUUUUAUAGGAUCAUUUUAUUUGAUCAGAGAGGUGCAGGUAAAAGUACACCUCAUGCUUGCUUGGAAGAGAAUACAACUUGGGAUCUCGUCAACGAUAUUGAGAAACUGAGAGAGUACUUGAAUGUUCCAGAAUGGCUGGUUUUUGGUGGUUCAUGGGGAAGCACACUUGCUCUGGCUUACAGUGAAUCUCAUCCCGACAAGGUAACUGGUUUGGUAUUGAGAGGCAUCUUUUUGUUGCGGAAGAAAGAGAUAAAUUGGUUUUAUGAGGGUGGAGCUGCUGCAAUAUUCCCCGACGCUUGGGAGCCAUUUAGAGAUCUUAUCCCCGAGAAUGAAAGAGGAUGCUUUGUUGAUGCUUACCACAAGAGAUUAAACUCUGACAACAAGGAGACACAAUACGCAGCUGCUAGGGCAUGGACGAAAUGGGAAAUGAUGACGGCUCAUCUUGUUCCAAAUGAAGUAAGCAUACAACGGGGGGAGGAUGAUGAGUUUUGCUUGGCUUUUGCGAGGAUUGAGAAUCACUAUUUUGUGAACAAAGGAUUUUUUCCUACGGAUUCGUACUUGCUUGAUAAUAUAGAUAAAAUAAGGCACAUCAACACUGUAAUCGUGCAGGGAAGAUACGAUGUCUGCUGUCCUAUAAUGUCAGCUUGGGAUCUUCAUAAAGCUUGGCCAGAAGCUGACUUUAGAGUGGUUCCGGAUGCUGGACAUUCUGCUAAUGAGGCGGGGAUAUCAGCGGAGCUGGUGGCUGCAACUGAAAAAUUGAAGAAUGUCAUCAAGGAAGGUGCGCGUUGAAUGAGUUAUUGUCGAUUGAUGAAAGAUAUUCGAUUUGAACUUGUGGAAUUGAAGUGAGUUUUACUCUUUUUCUUCUACACCAAAGUAAUAAUUCUUGAAUUUCAGACUUGGGGGCUUGCUUAAUGCCUUGGAAUGCCCUUCUAAGUGUUUUUCACUAAUUGAUAUUACACUUUGCUUGAGUUGCUCA